Messenger RNA from Octopus sinensis (East Asian common octopus), 2063 nucleotides. Its product is annotated as zinc finger protein 271-like. The record is from RefSeq and is a predicted model, not a curated record. Gene Ontology annotation, biological process: regulation of DNA-templated transcription. Gene Ontology annotation, molecular function: DNA-binding transcription factor activity, RNA polymerase II-specific; RNA polymerase II cis-regulatory region sequence-specific DNA binding. The transcript has 4 exons. Lineage: Eukaryota; Metazoa; Mollusca; Cephalopoda; Octopoda; Octopodidae. The coding region runs from base 619 to 1941 and encodes 440 amino acids.
UCUUUCAUUAUGUUAUCGCAGAUUUGUGAGAUUUGGCUGUUAUUUCUAGCAUGUGGAUAGCCUGCUUGAAGGCCAAUGCCUUAGAAUUGGGGAGGGGCUGUUGGGUCCCCCCCCAUAUAUAUCCAUUUCCCUGAAAGUCAUGAGGAAAAAAUCGGAUCUUGUGAAUUUUCCGGAAUUCCUCUCCCUGCACCCAGAGUAUCUGCUGAGAUCAGUAUGAGUGAAUUUUUGAUUUUAGAGCCAUUAUCAAUAUCAUCUGUGAGCAACUAAUGGCAGAUAUACUACACUAAUGUAAUCCAGUUCAUUUAAAACUAUGGUGUUUUAUGAUGAAAUAUUUCUCCUGAAUUGAGAUUAAAAUCAAAAUUUCUCAGCUUCCCUCUCUGGAAUAUAUAUAAGACAGUUUUGCAUUCUUAUUACACUUUGAUAAAUUUACAAAAGGAGUUUUAUUCAGAUGGCAGUAAAAAUUAGUUGAUGGAAAUAUAGCAGUAGAAAUAUUUUUAGGAACAAACUCUACAAAUCAAGACAAUAAAAAUAUCUUACAUUGAGAUGAAGGAAAAAAAAUUCCCUGAAAAGUAAAUAUUUGAGAAAUUGGAAGGAUCGAUUUUUUUUUUUUCUGAAGAGAUGCCAAAAAUGUUAGGAGAAACAUUAUACCACUGUGAUAUCUGUAACAAGUCAUUCUUAUAUAAAUGUAACCUCACUACACACAAACGAAUUCAUACAGGAGAGAGACCAUAUCACUGUGAUAUUUGUGGUAAAUCAUUCUCACACAGAAAUAGCCUAACUAAUCACAAACGUUUUCAUUUAGGAGAAAAGCCAUAUCACUGCAAUAUCUGUGGCAAAUCAUUUUGUGAGGCUGGUAACUUAACUAAACACAAACACAUUCAUACUGGAGAGAAACCAUAUCACUGUAACAUUUGUGGUAAUUCGUUCUCUCAUAUUAGUACCUUAACUAAUCACAAACGUACUCAUACAGGAGACAGGCCAUAUAACUGUGAGAUCUGUGGCAAAUCAUUCUCUCACAGAAAUAGUUUAACUAACCAUAAACGGUUUCAUUCUGGAGAAAAACCAUAUCUCUGUGAUAUCUGUGGUAAAUCAUUCUCUGAAACAGGUAACUUAUCUAUACACAAGCGUAUUCAUACUGGAGAGAAACCACAUCAUUGUCAUAUCUGUGGUAAAUCAUUCUCUCAUAAACCAUAUCAGUGUGAUAUCUGUGGUAAAUCAUUCUCUCAUGUAGGUACUUUGACCCAGCACAAACAUACACACACAGGAGAGAAACCAUAUCAGUGUGAUAUCUGUGGUAAAUCAUUCUCUUAUAUAAGUACAUUGACUCAGCACAAACUUAAUCAUACAGGGGAGAAGCCAUAUCAUUGUGAUAUCUGUGGUAAAUCAUUCUCUCAAUUAGGUAACUUAAGUGCACACAUGUAUGUUCAUGCACAAGAGAAACACUAUCAUUGUGAUAUCUGUGGUAAAUCUUUCUCCCAGAGAGGUAGCUUAAUUGUACAUAUCCGUAUUCAUACAGGGGAGAAACCAUAUCAUUGUGGUAUUUGUGAUAAAUCAUUCUCCCAUGCUUGUAGCUUAACAAAGCACAAACAUACCCAUACAGGAGAAAAACCAUAUCACUGUGACAUUUGUAGUAAAUCUUUCUCACAGCAUAAUCACUUAACUACUCACAAACGAUCUCACACAGGAGAGAAGCCAUGUCUCUGUGAUAUCUGCGGGAAGUCAUUCGCUCGCAUAGUUACCUUAACUAAGCACAAACGUACUCAUACAGGUGAGAAACCAUAUCUCUGUGAUAUCUGUGGCAAAUCCUUCUCUGAGACAGGUAACUUAACUAUACACAAACGUAUUCAUACUGGUGAGAAACCAUAUCACUGUGGUAUUUGUAGUAAAUCAUUCUCUCAAAAAACUCACUUAUGUUCACAUGUAUGUAUUCAUACAGAAUAGUAACUGCUUUUAUGUAAAAGAUCUCUCACUGUCAACUUUAAGGUUGUACCCUGUUAAAUUUAGAGUUUAGCUUCUGACCUGUUCAUAUUGGGUUUCUAAACAGAAAUACCUAAUAAAAUCAA